This is a messenger RNA of Neomonachus schauinslandi (Hawaiian monk seal), 3340 nucleotides long. RefSeq names its product proline rich transmembrane protein 1 (gene PRRT1). NCBI's taxonomy places the organism in Eukaryota, Metazoa, Chordata, Mammalia, Carnivora, Phocidae. The coding region runs from base 1528 to 2448 and encodes 306 amino acids. The record is from RefSeq and is a predicted model, not a curated record. The transcript has 4 exons. Gene Ontology annotation, cellular component: membrane.
CCCCGCACCUCCGCCUGUGACCCCUUCCCGAUACCUGGGUAGGCUUUCACUUAGCAUUUAAAGGCGCUUCCCUUGAGGAAAAAGGAUUUCGAAGCUUGUCUGAAUCCCUCCCUCUAUUCACAAGGUCUUCGCAGGUCUAAAGUCUCAAUAAAACCGAUUUGUGCCCCGGGGUGUGUGAUGUGAGGGUGGGGUGGCGGUAGGGGGUCAGGAGCGAACCCGAACGACUUGGAAACCAGAACGACCAGUUUGGGGCCGUGACCUAAAUGUCUGGAGCCUGGGACUGGUCCAGGCGAGGGCCUCAGCUCAGAGGGGAAGGACACAGCCGGGGAGGGCGACUGCCUCAGGCGGGGGAUGGGGAGUACUAAUCUGAAGGUGGAGGCCGGGGAGGGUUAAUGAUUCCCCGACUGUGUUUUUGCAAAAAGCCCAACUCCUGUUAAGUCUCAGUAGUACCUUCACCUUCCCUCCCUAUAUAAGCGCUCCCAAGAUACGACGAACAAAUAAAAGACCGGAAUUACAGCUGUGCUCGGACCUCCCCCUCCACCACCACCACACACACUCCUGUCGAUUCAGGAGGUGGCGUCGCGUCUUGGCAGGGGUGGUGGGUGGGUCGCUGGGACUUUAAAAAAUAGAUCUGAACACUGACGCGCCCAAGAACUCUAAGAAGCCCAAUUAUCAAAGGGGGAAAGGGAGACCAAGCACAUAUUCCCAAAACGGAGUUGCCAGAAAGGAGCUGAUCCAUCCCCUCCUUCUCCCAAAGUGCUCAGCUCCUUCAGCCUGGAGGAAAAGGUAUCUCUGUAUCCCCCAAGCCUCCGCUCUGUCCUCCCACCCCCACUCCCCCAGCCACAGGCUCAACUCCCGCUGAACCACUAUAGACCCAAGCCUCCCACUUUACCUGCAGUUCACCCCAGGCCAUAACCCUGGGAACUCUUCAAGCCAUCUCAGGUCUCAGCUCUGCAGUUCUCCCUCAUACACAGUUAUCUUUCCUAAGUGGGGGAAAGUAGAGCUAAGGAUUUGGAAGAAGAUCCUGAGAACUUGCAGGGACUCUGAGGGAAGCUGAGGAGGGGGGCCCCUGACUAGGGUGAACCAGAUCCGGUGGGGACUGGGGUACUGAAUCCACUGAGCACCAGCUCACUUCCUCCCAUGAUAUAAUCACUACAGCCAGUCUUAGAGGGGAAGACUCUAGAGAGUUCUCCCUCCCUCCUUCCCUCCCUUGGUCCCACCCGCCUUGCCUGGUCUUGCUUGCCUCCCUGUUUCCAUGACAACUCCAAGGGAGCCCAAACUGGGGGCUUGAAUGCCGGGGUGAGAGGAGGAGAGACAGAGUGAGGGGACCUCGGAAACUCUCCCCCUCCCUCUCCUCGGUCCCUUUAAGCUCCCCCCCCCCCCCGCUCUCCCUCCGCCCCCCGCCGCUGUCUUCAUCUCUCCAUCUCUGUGCUGCUGCCGGCUGCGCAAUCUGCACACCGAGACUCCGACGCCAGCCAGGGACCCCGACUCCCGCUGCAGGGACCCUGUCCCAGCCAGACCACAGGCAUGUCAUCGGAAAAGUCAGGCCUCUCAGACUCAGUCCCCCACACCUCUCCACCACCCUAUAAUGCCCCCCAGCCCCCGGCCGAACCCCCCGCCCCUCCCCCACAGGCAGCCCCUUCCUCUCACCAUCACCACCACCACCACUACCACCAGUCCGGGACCGCCACCCUCCCGCGCUUAGGGGCAGGCGGCCUGGCUUCUUCCGCGGCCACUGCUCAGCGCGGUCCCUCAUCUUCCGCCACUCUGCCGCGGCCACCACACCACGCCCCGCCCGGCCCGGCCGCCGGGGCGCCCCCACCCGGCUGUGCUACCUUGCCCCGCAUGCCACCCGACCCUUACCUGCAGGAGACUCGCUUCGAGGGCCCGCUGCCCCCGCCGCCGCCAGCCGCCGCCGCGCCGCCUCCGCCGGCGCCCUCUCAUACUGCCCAGGCUCCGGGCUUCGUGGUGCCCACGCACACGGGGGCGGUAGGCACGCUGCCACUGGGGGGCUACGUAGCCCCUGGCUACCCCUUACAGCUGCAGCCUUGCACUGCCUACGUGCCGGUCUACCCGGUAGGCACGCCCUAUACAGGCGGGACCCCGGGGGGAACAGGAGUAACGUCCACGCUCCCCCCGCCGCCCCAGGGCCCAGGGUUGGCCCUGCUGGAGCCGAGGCGCCCGCCGCACGACUACAUGCCCAUCGCGGUGCUGACCACCAUUUGCUGCUUCUGGCCGACGGGCAUCAUCGCCAUCUUCAAGGCCGUGCAGGUGCGCACGGCCUUGGCCCGCGGAGACAUGGUGUCUGCCGAGAUCGCUUCACGCGAGGCCCGGAACUUCUCCUUCAUCUCCCUGGCGGUGGGUAUCGCAGCCAUGGUGCUCUGUACUAUCCUCACCGUAGUCAUCAUCAUUGCCGCGCAGCACCACGAGAACUACUGGGAUCCGUAACGACUCGCCCGGCCCGGCCCCACCCCGCGCCCCUCAACCUCCCAAGCGCGUUCUGCAGCCACGCCGCGGAUCCAGUGGGUGCCCCGCACACCUGCCUCUGGGGCCACCAAAUUUCGAUACAUCCUAAACUCGGCCUCCACGGAACUUCUCGCCUUGCGGGCACGCUCCGAAUCCAGUUCCUCAGGAACCCCGAAAAAACCCCCACCCUCAGAAAUACCACUUCCCAGGAUCCCCGCCAAAUGCCCGACCCUCAGUCACUCCAGUCCCCCGCCGCCUCUAAAUGCAGCGCCCCCAGCCGAGCUCCUUUGGUCUCCACUCCCCAGCCGGAGACUGGUCCCCCAAGCCCCGCCUCCUCUGUAGGCUCCGCCCCGGCUCCAACAAAACCCCGCCUCCAGGUCGGCAGGCUCCGCCUUCUUUUCGUCCCCGCGGGGUGAUUCAGUCCAGUGAUUGGGUUGUGGCCGUAGGCCUCUCCCCACACUGACAGACUCCUCCCCUUCUCCUGGCGCAGGGACCUAGCCCCGGGUAGCCACGACCCCACGCUCUCUCAUCUUUUCGUAGUACAGUUUUGUCUCCAUCCCGGUCUCUUCCUAUUUUCUUGCUAAUCCCAGAACCUCUACUUUUGGUAUUUUUGGAAUGAGAUUUGGGAGGUUCCCAGUUUAGGACCUUUCACCCUGGGAUGACGAAAGCCCCCUUUCUCUGUAAAUAUUCCCUUCCACCUGUCCCAACCAGUGGGCAGCUGGGCAGAAGGUAACCCAGCGUACGGACCUCCCAGCGUCGGAGGAGCCAGUCCGCUCCCCGCUCCCCUCGGCAGUCCCCACCUUGUUCUGAUUUGUGUGUGAGUGUGUGUGUGAAUUUCUGAAAGAAUAUUAAAGAGACUAAGUGGAUUUAUCAC